Molecule: messenger RNA, 306 nt
Organism: Podospora bellae-mahoneyi
Lineage: Eukaryota; Fungi; Ascomycota; Sordariomycetes; Sordariales; Podosporaceae
Exons: 1
Coding region: 1-306 (101 amino acids)
Source: RefSeq, a predicted model, not a curated record
AUGGUGCCAUCCUAUCUGUGGAGGUCAAACGCGGUGUUGAGCAGAGGCAGGCCGACGUCCUUGAGAGAUGUAUGGAGAAACAAUAUAUGGGUGGCGAUCAGUGCCGUGUGGGAUUUAGACGCUAUGAGGAUGGUGCUUGCUGUGACGGAUGUGAGGAGGGUCAUGUAUGCCGUUGACUACCCGUUUGGCAGCAAUGCUGAGGGCAAGGCCUUUAUGGAAGAGCUGCGCAAGAGCAAACUGGUGAGCGAGAAGGAAUUCAAGGGCAUUGCGAAUGGAAAUGCCAAGGCGUUUUUGCGCUUGAAGUGA